Molecule: messenger RNA, 1576 nt
Organism: Leptidea sinapis
Lineage: Eukaryota; Metazoa; Arthropoda; Insecta; Lepidoptera; Pieridae
Exons: 2
Coding region: 145-1149 (334 amino acids)
Source: RefSeq, a predicted model, not a curated record
AACAACCCUCGUUGGCGGAGGGCGCAGGCACGAAUAUUACCAUUUUCUUCCCGCCCGCAUCGCCGCCGCACUGUUGAAAAGGUCAUUUAAUGUCAAGAUCGAGACUGACCAGACAGUAGGAUGGAUUAUUAAAUUUCAGUUACUAUGAGUUUGUUUGUUGAUUUGCGCCAAAUUAAAACUUCAGUGACAAACCUUUCUGAAAUGGUGGACAAAAUAUCAACUUCUGUCUGUCAUGACAAGCGGAAGAAAAGCGUUGACUCUUCACUUUUUGGAAGUGUUUACAAGCCAGCAGGAACAUUAGGGAUUGGCGUUCGAUUUUCACAGAGCCAAGAAGAUAUAUUUGACAAAAUGCCAUCUUCUAGACUGAAGAGUCAUAUGUCUUUACCUAAUUUGGGUAAGACUCACAGUUACGAGAAAAUACCAGGCUCUAGAAAUGAUGAUCACCCAAAAAUUAUUGAAAUCGACGAUGAAAAGACUGAAAACACGGAUGAUACUGUUAUUCAAGUGUCCAAAGAAACUUUAAACAAUUUCAUAAUUGCAUCCAUUAACAAGAAACCAUUCUUUGAUGACAGCGGUGAUAUUCAUCCAAUGGACUUCGUCGAAAAUUUAAAAUACUACAUAUCUGAAUUGAGCAUACCAAACGAUAAGCAACUGACUUUUAUCAUAUCAUGCCUCGGUGGCCUGCCGCUUAUGUGGGCUCGUUGUUUUAAAAGCGAAUUCAAAGAUACAAAUACAUUUUACAAAGCUUUUGAACAAGAAUUUUGGAGUUCAGAUAGGCAGAAGAGUAUCCUUUACGAUAUGAAGCUCGGCAAAUACGACGAAAAUCAGCGUAUGAGUAUGUCCGAGUAUUUUCUGUGCAAAGUGUCGAAUUACAAGCAUUUAGUGCCGCCUCCAUCGGAUUUGGAAAUCAUUUACUCUCUGGCUGCUCAUUAUCCAUCAGCUGUUGAGUUAGAACUACGCUUAACACCAAAACCAUCGUUACGUGAGACCUACGGUAUGCUCCGACGUAGAGAAGGGGAAGGAAGUGAUACGUUACCCAAUUAUUUAUAUGAGAUGUGCGAGUCUUUUCAGCGAGGACUUCGCCCGGACUCAGGGCGACGUUCUGAUAAUCCAAGUCAGUCAGCUGACGAAACACGUAACACAAAUUAGGAAGAGCUACAUUAAGGUGCAUACAAAUUAUGCGCGCCAAACCAUCGAACAUUGCCGUGCUUGAACGAGCCGUGGCGCGAACAGCUCGCUGUAGGUUUUUGAGACCGCAUCAAAGGAGUUUCCGUCGUUCACUCGUGCGUACUUGGGACGGUUGUAGUUUUGGUGAAUUAUCUAGCACGGGAAAUACGUAAAAAUGGACAAUUAACAGUUAAAUUGACUGUUUUGAUGCUCGAAAAAGAGAUUGCAGGCUGGUAACUACAAUAAGGAGUCUCCAGGUGCCAGAAAUUUUAAAGUUAUUGCUAAUUUGGUUUAGAAGAAUGAACUUGUCUGACGAAUAUGCGCCGGUAUUCGCGUUCAACUAAAUUUAUUUCAACAUAUUGGCUCGAGCAGCUGCCGCGCGUAAUUUGUACGCACCCUUACAUACACU